UGGUAUGUGACGAUUGGGCAAAAAUCUAAGCUAUCAUGUAAUCUUUCAUAACAGUCGUGGCUUGCUCGUGAUUGUUGGCUUCGUCAAUGUAAGAUACAUCCUGAUGGAGCAAACCAGGAGGGUUUAUAAAGGACGAGGAGGUCGUAGAGGGAGAGGAAAUGGAAGUUGGAGAGGUGGUUGGCAGGGUAGUAGUACAGGUAAAGCACGCGGAGCCAUUGGAAAUAGCACCGGGCAGGAAGUUAGUUCAGGUAGUAAAAGAGUAACCGGAGAGGUGACUGAUAAUGGUUGGCCCGGUGGGAAAGAAAGAAGGGGUGGGAAAGGCUGGAAGCGGGAUAGUCGUACAGGUUUUGGAAGGGAUGAAGGAGAAAGAGGAAGUUGGAGAGGUGGUUGGCAGGGUAGUUCGGAUACAAAUGGUGAAAGGGAUGAUGGAAUAAGAGCUGGAGGAGACUCUGGAAGACGCACUGGGCUGGUUGGUAGUUCGGGUGACAAAAGAGAUACUGGAAAGGUGACUUAUGAUAGUUGGAGCAGUAGAGGACUUAACAGAAGAGGUAACGCAAGAGAGAAUGGAAGAGCACAAAGAGCAAGUAGAUCAGGUGGUGAAAGAGGAAGGACAAGAGGAAAUGGAGGAACCAACAAUAGCCAUCACAAAACAUUAGGUUGUUUUUCAGGACCCUUAGAGAAUCAGUCUGAGGGACAAUUAAAACUCAAGGACCUUCAGAAUCUGAAGAACAAAAGUCCGGACGAGAUUGUUCUCUUCUUGACAUCAGAAGAUUGCUUUCGGUCUACCGAACGCUUAGUAAAAGAGCAGUCAGCAGUUACAGACGACAACAUUGUGUUAUUGAUGAACAUUUUCACGAAAGCUUGCUCUAGCAAAUGCAGGGAGGAUCUGUAUAAGCUUUUAAGUCUAUUACCAGGGUCUUUGUUCCUCAAUUUGCACCUGAGGCGUCACCUGAACAAGCUAUUUGUAAAUCCAAUCCCGCCUUUUGACGUGGUUGCGUAUUUAAGAAACGUUGAGAAAAUGAUGAAUGAAUUGCUCCGAAGAUUUCCAAACUCUCACUCUGAUCUUCCGUUGUCCGACUUGUAUUGUACGAUAAGGUCGGCGUCCGAUUCAGGGCAAUUGGUAGAUGAAGAGCUCGUGAAAGGGGUGGAUGAAAUGAUGCAAAUGCGAAUCAAAAAAGCAGAGGAGUUGAAAAGGAAAGAAGAAGAGGAAAAGCAAAGGAGGAUGAAGCCACGGAGAAUUGCCGAAGAUAACGAUGAUGUCAAUCCGCCCGAAAAUUUCCGGUGUCUUAGUAUUAUUCCUACUGAAGAUGAGAUCCUGACAGAAGGAAGGCCUUUCAUCAGAAAAAACAAAAUUAGUGGGGCCUAUAAAGACGCGGAACACUAUUUAGACGUACAAUUUCGACUCCUACGAGAGGAUUUCCAGCGGCCUCUUCGUGAAGGGAUCACAAAGUUGUUAGAGUGUUCUGGCUCCCACAAGAUUGCCUUACAGGACAUACACGUGUAUGAUGGUGUACGCUUGCUCUACCCUGUGUGCACGUCCCACGGUAUUCGUUACAAGGUCGAGUUUGAUAACUCUAAGCUCAAAAGAAUACGGUGGGAAAACAGCAAACGGCUUAUCUUCGGCUCGUUGUUGUGUUUGUCCUCAGAUAGGUUUGAAACCAUUAUGUUUGCAACGGUGGCCAACAGGAAUAUCUUAGAGAUAAUACAUGGUAUGCUGGACAUACAAUUCAUCAGACCCAUUGAUAAUUUGAGACUUGAAGAAGGUGAUGUGUACCAGAUGGUUGAGAGCACUUCCUACUUUGAGGCCUAUCGUCACGUGCUGAAGGGACUGCAAGAAAUUUAUCCAACUAUGUUACCUUUUGAGAAGUACAUUGUAAAUUGCCAAGAAAAUGUCGAGCCCCCUGCCUAUCUAAGGAGUAGACUGCACGAAGAUGUAACUUUUGACCUUACACCUAUUAUGAAGAACGUGAGCCAGGAUAAUACUGAAAGCUUAGAUAUUCGAAGAAAGUUCAAACUUCGACGUGCACGUUCGAAGGGAACCGCCGUUCCACUUCUGAACCUGUCCUCCUGGCCUUCCGCCGAAGACCUGGGUCUUGAUGAUUCUCAGUUCAGGGCGCUGCAGAUGGCACUGACCAAAGAGUUUGCAGUCAUUCAAGGACCACCUGGUACUGGAAAGACGUUUAUUGGGUUAAAGAUUGCCAAUGUCUUGUUGCAUAACAAAAGCAAGUGGGACUCGGAAAGAAGGAGUCAGUGGAACAUGUUUUCUCGACUCGCAGGGCAUCAUCAAAUACUAAUUGUCUGUUAUACGAACCAUGCGCUCGACCAGUUUCUGGAGGGAAUCCAUCAGUUUCAUCCUGAGGGAAUUGUGCGGAUUGGAGGCCGAAGUCAGAGUGAGACUAUGAAGGAGUGCAGUCUGUCAGAGUUGAAACACCGCAUGCGCGAGACGAAGUCAGUUCCCAAAGAUAUCGGAAGAGAGUUAUUUGAAGCUCAUCAAAGAAUUGAACAGGCUGAUUCAAAACUCCAAGUUGCGAUCGAUGGCCUACUUAAAUGUCGUAAAAGUGUUUUUCACGAGAAGGCGCUACAUCAUCGUGCCCGAAGCAUGACAGAAGCCCAUUACCGAUCCUUGACGCAACCUUUUAUGGAAAAUGAUGACGUAAAACACAGUGCAAUGCUACACUGGUUAAAGCUAUUGGGGAACCCGACAAAUCUUAGUCAAGGAGGUGUUUGUGAAAUAGAUGGCGGGGAACAUACAGAAGAAGGGGAAGAAAAAGAAGAGGAAGACAGUGAAGACAAAGAUAACGAAGAUGAAGGGGAUGUGUUGUAUGAAGCGAUUGUUAUGGAAAACCAAAGACUGUUAGAUGACGACCAUGACGUUUACCAUUCGAAACCCGCGAGAAAAACUCAGGACCUUCUCCAAGUUGUGAAUCCAUCAGUUACCGAUAAUGGGGAACGCGGUGAUGAGUGGCACAUACAGAACGCAUCUCGACUGAAAAGGAAACUUAAGAAGACCAUGUAUUUUGAACUGAGUAAAGACGAUAUCAUGUCUGGAGAGAGGGCGAAAAUGAUCACAGAUGUUUGGAAUUUGAGCUUGGAAGACCGCUGGAGUUUGUAUCGGCGUUGGGUACGGGACGUACGAGAGCGUUGCCGCCGAGAAAUGAUAUACUUCCUCGCUGACUUUGAGAGAGGUGUCGAGGAACUUAAGCAGCAAACAGGUCAGCUGGACUUGUUCAUUCUAAGGAAGGCAGAUGUCAUCGGAAUGACUACAACAGGUGCGGCGAAGUACAGAAAAAUCCUGGAAGAAUUGGAACCCCGAAUAACCAUAGUGGAAGAAGCUGCUGAAGUACUGGAGUCACACAUUGUUACAUCGUUAACUCCCGGAUGCCAGCACUUGAUUCUGAUAGGCGAUCAUCAACAGCUUCGCCCCAAUCCUACAGUUUACGAACUCGCCAAAGAAUACAACUUAGACGUGUCACUCUUUGAGAGAAUGGUGGAAAAUAAAGUGCCAUAUGAACGGUUGCGAUUACAGCAUCGAAUGAGACCCGAAAUUUCCAGAAUGCUGGAGCAUAUUUACUUCAAUCCGAAACUGGAAAACCACAAAUCAGUGCUGAACUUUGAGAACAUUAUGGGUGUGACUCGUAAUGUUUUUUUUGUGGAACACGCCAAAAGUGAGGAUUUUUUGGAGGAAGGAAGGAGUAGGUCAAAUGAACACGAAGCCAAGUUCAUAGCUGCUCUGUGUCGCUACCUCAUUCUCCAAGGCUACGAAAAAGAAAAAAUUACAGUCCUAACGGCUUAUGUUGGGCAAUUAACCCAAUUCAAAAAAGAAAUGGCGGGUAAAAUCUUUCGAGGUGUAAGAGUCUGUGCUGUGGAUAACUUCCAGGGAGAGGAAAAUGACAUAAUUUUGCUUUCGCUCGUUCGAAGCAACGAGGAUGGCAAAAUCGGUUUCCUGCAGAUAGAAAACCGAGUUUGUGUCGCCCUAUCUCGUGCGAAGAAAGGUUUUUUCUGUAUUGGUAAUUUCUUUUUACUCGCGAAAAAGAGUUCAUUGUGGAACAAAAUUAUCAACGGCAUGCGAGAUUCUGGAAAUCUAGGAAAUGCUCUGACACUCACUUGCCAAAACCAUCCAAAAAAAGUGAUCCACGCUUCGGUUGCAGACGACUUCAAGAAAGCACCAGACGGAGGCUGCACUGAACCAUGUACCUUUCGACUCCGAUGCGGUCACGUGUGUGACUUGAUGUGUCAUCCAAUAGACCCAGCUCACGAAGAAUAUCGUUGUAAAAAGCCUUGUACCAAUACACUUUGCGAUCUGAAUCACAAGUGCCCCAAGAGAUGCUUCCAAGUAUGCGGGCCUUGUCGGGAACCCUUAGAUAGGAUCCUUCCGGGGUGUGGUCACCACCAGGAAGUCCCUUGUCACCUCUGCAAUGAUCUCACUCGAGUUGAAUGUCAAACGCCCUGCGACGUGAUUUUAAAAUGUGGUCACAUUUGUGCUGGUGAUUGCAGUAGUUGUAUUGGUGGUCGAGUCCAUAAACCUUGCAAAAAUGAUUGUCGCCGAAUACUGUUCUGUGGGCACAAAUGCUCUAAAGCGUGCGCCAGGAUCUGUCUACCAUGCAAGGAAAAGUGCGGCAACUACUGCGAGCACAAUGAAUGCAGUAAGAAGUGUGGCGACCCUUGUGAUCCAUGUGAAAAAAAAUGCGUUUGGCAGUGCCAACAUUACAAGUGCACAAAGUUAUGCAGCGAGCUCUGUGAUCGCCCUCGUUGCAAUAAACCUUGUACGAAGCCUCUUCCGUUGUGUAAUCAUCCUUGUAUUGGUCUCUGUGGAGAACCAUGUCCAAAGAAGUGCCGAGUGUGCCAUAAGGACGAGGUCACAGAGAUCUUUUUCGGUACUGAAGACGAACCAAAUGCUCGAUUCGUUGAAUUGGCGGACUGUGGUCACGUGUUUGAAGUGAAAAUGAUGGAUAAGUGGAUGGAUCAGGCCGAAGUAACGCAGGAUGGGAAGCCUGUUGUUGUUCAACCCAUGCUCUGCCCAAAGUGCAGAGUUCCGAUUCGUACCAGUUUACGAUAUGGCAACGUUGUCAAGAAGAUUCUCGCUGACUUCGAGAAAAUUAAACGGAAUACUUCGUCAUUUGAAAUACCUCGUGGUCAAGAAGUGGAGAGUUUGUCAUUUGCACUACAGGGAAUUGAGCAAUUUCCCGAAGACCGAGAUAGAAUCAAGAGAUCGCUUGGUUCGGCAAAACACGCAGCUGAAGUACUCGAUGUGGCAAGGAACCAGAUCAACCUUUUGUCUUUUCUUCAGACCCUUAAAGCCAACACACGCCGUCUAUUUGAGAGUGAAGACCUUCCGCAAGAAAUGGAAGAAAAAUUGAAACGUAAAGUGGAAAAACUCCGCACUCGCGUCAUGGCAUUAAACUACUGGACACUCAAUUGCCAGCAAUUAGAAGAACUUAAUGAGGAAAUGUAUAGAACGCAGCUUCUUUUCGAUUUUAGAUUGCUUAUCUUGCAGCUAGAAAUCCAUGGAAUUGAUCUGAGUAUUAUUGAUGGCUUGAUGAAAAAAGAACUGGAUUCAGAGGGAAAGAUUGGCAAAACACUUCGAGAUCGAUAUACUGCUCGUAUCCAAAGUAUAAGACGGGAAGAAAACCUUGAAGUCUUCAAACUGGCGGUUUUAAGAGACGAACAAAGUGUGAUUAUCUAUUCAAAGUGUCUGGCACAGGCUCAUUGGCUCAAGUGUUCAAGAGGUCACAUCUACGGUAUCACAGAGUGUGGCGAGGGGAUAGAGGAAAAAAACUGCCCAGAUUGUGGAAAAGAUCGUAAGGAACAAUAACAUGGAAAUCAGUAGUGACCCUAUUUUGUGGGCGAGGCUCCUCAACUUUUACCUAGAAAAUUCAAAUGUGAGCUUAGCAACUCGAAGAGGGAGCUCUAUUACUUAGGACUUAGCCUCCUUAUCAAGGAUCUAUUCAAUAGGGAAGAUGGUAUCUGAUAGUAUAUGGUGAUGAAGUAGCUUUUCCACGGAAGCAUUGUAGCCAUAGUUUCCAGGAAUUAAGAAAAAAUUUUACGUGGAAACUAGAACCAAAGGAGAUUAAUUAAUGAGACAUGGUCUACUGACCAUAAGGUUAGCUUACAAAUUCAUUGAUUAUUUGUACUGCAGUCCGAGUUCUCUCAAAGCGUUUGAUACUUUGCCUUCGGAAACCUGAAAUUUCUAGGGGAGUUUCAAAGCUCAGUUUAAUAUACAAAUAUUUAACAUAAAUUCAUAAUGUUAGGAGGAAUAUAUCCCUCACUAAAUUUGCUUUAUAGCUAGUGAAAAAUUUUAAAUUGAAACGUGAUGGUAAGGUGACCAGAUGAAUUCGUUUCCUUUUACGUUAAAUAAAUAAAUUUGGACGUAAAAAUCGACUGUAGAAAUGAUGCAGGGGAAAAUCUGAUGUAGUGUGAGUGUUCUUAUGCUGCCUGUUGCAAACAUAUGCAAGUUGCAGCACAAAUAGGCAUGAGUUUUGACUUUGUGAAUGUUCACUGUGUUCAUUUAAGUAACGAGACAAUUUUCAUGCAUGACGGAUUUGAUCGUGAAAUGCGUCAAAGUGGUUCGAAAUCCGCGUUUUAAGCUAAUUGUCUUCAGGAUGACCCCAUGAUGCAAACCCAGUCAUAGCACUGAGGAACUGGUUGGAGCAGUUUCACUCACAAAUCGUGGAAUUCAAGUUUUUGUUUAAGUAUUGUUAAACUUAAGUUCGUUAGCCUUGUGUCCAAACGGGGGUCGCAAGACCAUUCAUUUGAGAAACAAACCAGUUCAAAUUUGGUCAUCGCUUGAGCAUUCGUUCUUAGACCGUAAUACGAGUAUCUUAUAAUGUCUUUCCAUUUGAAACGCGUAGAUAACUGCCACGUGGCAGUAAUCACAUAUGUCCUUGAUAAUCCCAGAAUGCUUUUGUAUGUGGUUUUGAAUCAGCUUGUGGAGUGAAUGCGGGUGGGAUCAGUGUAGAGUUCCGGCACAGAGUAACAGCUUUGAAAAACAAAAUGUUCCCCUUUGUUUGUGCAUUCAAUAUAUACGUUGGUGUCACUAUCUCACGCGGCGUCUCGCGUGUCUAAUUCUUGUUCAACCUCGUUCCCAGGAUCCUCUUUCUGUUCCUCUCUCGAAUAAGGAGGAGAGGACCCUGGGAAAUAGAUUGUGUGCGCGGUUACCGUCCAGUUUACCGGAGCCGCAAAUUUGAAAAUUUUUAUGAUGGUUCUUGCGUCCCAUCCCGGAAAAGAUAGAUCUUUUGGAGCUCAAAUUGUAACGGGAGUAUGCUGAAGAAUACUCCAGUCGGAUACAUUGGAAAUUUGGG
This is a messenger RNA of Stylophora pistillata, 7298 nucleotides long. RefSeq names its product NFX1-type zinc finger-containing protein 1. Gene Ontology annotation, biological process: regulatory ncRNA-mediated heterochromatin formation. The record is from RefSeq and is a predicted model, not a curated record. Gene Ontology annotation, cellular component: nuclear RNA-directed RNA polymerase complex; nucleus. Gene Ontology annotation, molecular function: zinc ion binding; helicase activity. NCBI's taxonomy places the organism in Eukaryota, Metazoa, Cnidaria, Anthozoa, Scleractinia, Pocilloporidae.